This is a messenger RNA of Lolium perenne, 1962 nucleotides long. The record is from RefSeq and is a predicted model, not a curated record. Lineage: Eukaryota; Viridiplantae; Streptophyta; Magnoliopsida; Poales; Poaceae.
AUGAUGGAAGAUCACCAUGCAGCCCGUGAGGAGCGCCAAGCUAACCUUGCUACCCUUCAGCACCUCACUCAACUUGCUACUGGAAAUUCCAACAACAAUAAUGGCGGGAACGGGAAUGGAGACCCCCGCUCUAAGCUGAAGGAUUUCCAGAGCAGCAACCCUCUUGUCUUCGCCAAGUGCAUUGAACCCCUUAACACCGAUGAUUGGCUUCACACCAUUGAGAACAACAUGGAGGUCGCCGGAGUCGGCAAUGAUGAGAAGUGGGAAAAUGUCAAGGCUAUUCAAGCUGAAGGACACGUCAUCAACUGGGAAGAAUUCAAGGCCAAAUUCCGCAAGACCCACAUUCCAUCUGGACUGAUCAAGCUCAUGAAGGACAAGUUCAUGAACCUAAGACAAGGAAGCAUGUCUGUGGUGGAGUACAUGGACAAGUUCACCACUCUGUCUAGGUAUGCACCUGAGGAUAUCGACACCGAAGAGAAGAAGAAGGAUCGCUUUUUGAAUUGUCUGCAUGAUGAGAUGCAGAGUAUCUUGGUGGUUGUGCCAUACCCUGACCUUGAGUCACUGGUAGAAGCCUCUAUUAUGUUUGAGAGCAAGCGCAAGAAUGCGUUUGAAAACCACAAGCGCAAGAACAACACUGUCCGCAUCCCCACCAAUGGAUGCUACGCCUGCGGUCAGCCGGGUCAUUUCUCCAAGGAGUGCCCCAACAGGGUGACUACUGCUCAGCGCCCCAAUGCGCCCAAGCCAAAUCAGGGACAAGCUCAUACUGCUACCGGAAGGAACCAGAACGAGAAGAAGCCAGCUGGACCAGCUAGAGGACACCUGAAUCAUGUCAAUGCUGAAGAAGGUCAGGAAGCUACGGAUAUCAUUCUAGUGUUCAUGAAGUACCUCAACAAGUUUGUCGUGGUAUUCAUUGAUGAUAUUCUGAUCUACUCCAAGAAUGAAGAAGAGCAUGAUGAACAUCUGCAGAUUGUUUUGGGAACUCUCAGAGAGCAGCAGCUUUAUGCCAAUUUUAGCAAAUGUGAGUUUUGGCUGAAAGAGGUAGGAUUCCUAGGUCACGUCAUAUCUGCCGGAGGAGUGUCUGUCGACCCAUCCAAAAUCCAGUCCAUCAUGGAGAAGAAAGCCCCUACCAAUAAGACCGAAGUCCGCGCCUUUCUAGGAUUGGCAGGUUACUACCGCAAGUUCGUUGAAGGAUUCUCCAGCAUUGCGAGACCCUUGACGCAACUGCUAACGAAGGAUAAGAAGUUUGAGUGGACCGACAAAUGUGAGGCCAGUUUUCAGGAACUCAAGCAGAGAUUAGUUACAACCCCCGUCUUGACCAUGCCGGAUAUCAUGAAGGAUUUUGAUGUGUACUGCGAUGCAUCGAAACUUGGUUUGGGAAGUGUGCUGAUGCAGGAAGGUAAAGUGAUAGCCUAUUUGUCAAUACAACUCCGACCACACGAGAUUAAUUACCCCACGCAUGACUUAGAGCUUGCUGCAGUGGUUCACGCCCUGAAGACCUGGCGUCAUUAUUUAGUUGGAAAUCGUUGCGAGAUCUACACCGAUCACAAGAGUCUGAAGUACAUCUUCACUCAGCAGGAGUUGAACAUGAGGCAAAGCCGAUGGAUGGAGCUCAUCAAGGAUUACGACCUCAGCAUUCAUUAUCACCCUGGUAAAGCCAAUGUCGUAACUAAUGCCCUUAGUCGCAAGCCCUGUUUGUUGAACGCUCUAAUCAAGAUUGGUCAACCCAAGUUGCAUGAAGAACUGGAGGAGUUCGGCCUCGAGUUGGUCAACCAUGAGUUUCUGGCCAACCUUGAGUUGAAGCCCACUUUAUUCGACCAAAUCAAGGAAGCUCAAGUGGGUCAUGAGAGUAUUGAAGGAAUUAAGCGUAGGAUGAUAGGGAGAAAGUUCCUGGUUUCUCGAUUUAUGCCUAAGGAGUUUUGUGGUACAAUGGACGUUUGUGUGUGCCUUCUAUUGAAGACCUGA